Messenger RNA from Penicillium bovifimosum, 1413 nucleotides. RefSeq names its product Zinc finger PHD-type. The coding region runs from base 1 to 1413 and encodes 470 amino acids. The transcript has a single exon. Lineage: Eukaryota; Fungi; Ascomycota; Eurotiomycetes; Eurotiales; Aspergillaceae. The record is from RefSeq and is a predicted model, not a curated record.
AUGGCGGAGAUGGAGGAGGCUGGCGCAAACCAUGCGAACGACUCCACGGCUACGAAACCCAAAGCCAAUCCCUAUGAAACCAGCCUCGAGCACAUUCCCAGCGAUGACCCAUUCAUCUCCCAAAGUGUACAUUACGGCCGAUACACGCCGCGCGCCGACGAUUUCACACCUCGCUUCAUGCACUGGUACCGGCCUGACCCAGCCGUCAAUGCUUUCUGGGAGCAGGUUGCACAGAAAUACUGUACUUCAGAGUACUCACUCAACAUCUCCGGGCCUCGGGAGGCUUUUGCGGUGGGAAGUAUAAUAAUUCGGGUGGAUCGCGAAUUGGUGGACGGACUCGCGGCUGAGGGAUAUUCAUAUGCAAAUGAAAAUGAGCUGUUAGCGGCGCAAAAGGCAGAGGAUUCGCUCAGAGAUAUCGGCGUGGCAGUGCCAGUCAUAUAUUUCUACGGGACGAUCGAGGGCAGAAAUGUCACAAUCGAGUCGCGCAUUGCGGGCGUCUCCCUGGAAGUUGCAUGGAAAUAUCUCGACCGAGAGCAGAUCGAAGGUCUCAAAAAUCAGUCUCGUCAGAUUAUACAACGUCUCGGGAAAAUUGGCUCCACUACAGAUGAACCGUCCUAUGUCUGCCGUGACCUUAAUGCGCACAACGUGCCCUCCGUCGAAUCCCGCGAACGAGAUAUCCUAUUUACCACAAAAGACAAGGAGGACGACUUCUGUCUAGCACACAACAAUCUGGUCCCGAGCAAUAUCAUAGUCCGGGACGAUCGGGUAGUGGGGAUCGCGGGAUGGCGACAAUGCGGAUAUUUUGGCACGGCCAGGGCGAAGAAGGUUCAUCAGCUCUUCAGGGAUCUUGAUCCUGCACCUCAAAAUGGCGUAGCCAGUUCCGAGAAAAUUGCGACUUGGACUGACCUCUACGAUGGCGCCUACGACCCAAGCAAUGGUACUCCGCUGGUCGCCAACCAAGAUACGCCCCUUCCAUCAGUGAAAACUGAACCGACAAGCAAUGAUCUCGACAAAAUCUCACCAAGCAAUGACGUGGAGACGGGUUUCGAUGGUACGGGCGACUAUGCAACGUCGAAGACAGUGACCAACCUCAAGAACGGUAUUACCUCGAGAGCACCAUCGUCCGACCGAUCAUCCCCCGCAAAUUCCGUCAAGCCGGCAAACAAAAAGCCCGCGGCCAAAAAGGGCACCGCGAAGAAGCCUGCUCCCAAAAAGCGCAAGGGUAAUGACCCAGACACAGAGAGCAUCGAUGGGCGACGUUCCAAUACACCCGCACCCCGGGCCAGCAAAACACCUGGCAAGAAGCAAGGCUCUGUCUCGAUAGCGGGAUCGCCACCUCCCGAGGAGAAGAAAAAGCCAACGAAGAAGAAGAAGAAAAAAGGGACCCAAGGCAGCUGCUACUCAGGACAAUGA